AUGCCACGAGCAGCCCCCACCAAGGGUCGCCACAUCUCCUACAACGCAGAUGGCGAACUCUGCAUGACGGUAGUGGACCCGGUGACGCGCAAGCUCCUCAUCCCGACGCAGUACAUCUUUGAAACCCGCGCUCAGCAGCGUGGUACGCUGCCAUCGCUCUGUCAGCUCUUUCUUGCUGGUCGGUGCCGCAAGGGUCAGGGCUGCUACCAGCUCCACGCCGACUGGGAAGCGGUGCAGCGACUCCGAUCUCAGGUGGACAGCCUGCCCUGCUGCUGCCCGACUCAUGGAGAUAAGGACCACAUCGGCGUCUUAGAGAACGCCCCGCUGCGCGAGUCCGUCUCGCUUGGCCAUCCCCACUCUCACCACCAUGCGAAUGGCGAUCAAAGUAGCGCCGAUGCGGCAGCGGUGGCCGAGUCGAGCAUCGGAGCGAACGACGUUGUGCUCUACGUUCCGGGCUGUUCCUUCUUUGAGGGGAGCUACGCGCCUCUGGAUCGCGUGAGCUACACUCUUGGACUGCGCCGCCUGCUGGAAGAGCAGCGCGUUGUGCUUGCCCCGCCCACGGCGCGCAUCAGUCUGUUGAACCAGAGCACCGGGUUCCCUGAGGAGAAGGUCGUUGCGGACGCGUCUGCGGCGACGGUGUGCCGCCUGCACGCGAUGGGGCGCUGCCGGUACGCCGAGGAGUGUAAAUUCCUGCACCUCUGCAAGGACCUCACGGCGGCCGACCCGCAGCUUACCGCAUCUCCGACCACGGGCGGCGUAAACGGCACCGCUGACUGCGCCGCUCCUGGAUCCUUUGAGGCGAGCACCACCACUACAGGCCUCACGAGCGGCACAGAGAGCUCAGCCACGGCUUGCGAUCACCGGUUGAAGGGUUCACACUAUCACGGCUACUCCGGCGCUUCCACCACAGUGGGCGGCGCCCCCGUACGCCAGUCUGUGUUCAAUUCCAUCAGCCUUCAGCAGCAGCUGCCUCUCGGGAACGGCAGCGCUAUGGCGGCGGACCCUGCUGGGGUUGCUGCCAUGGUGAAGGCCGGGUCGGCUUCCUCCCUGCAGCUGUCGCACAGCAUGUCGUACCACCAGGACCCGUCCAUGAUAAUGCUGGCAGACGAGAGCGCCGGGAGCGUGCACGGCUCAUCGAGGCCGUACCUGGUGGGUUGCGGUGGUGCUGCUGAGAGUAGUCGGCUGCUGGUGCCCCAGCGCGAGGACGUCAGCAAUGGCAUCGACGGCGCUGGCUCCGCCUCUGCGGUGUCCUACCUGUCAAAAAGUUUCAACGGAUGCCGUGUCAGCGCCGUUGGGACGGUGUCGCUGACGCAGCGGUCGCUGCCGGUGGAGAGUGGGACUAUGCCCCACAUGAUGAACGUGUGCACCGUUAGCUUUCCUAACAGCGGUCAACAAAAUAAUUCCGUGGCAUCAGCGGCUUCAUAUGGGUUCUCGUCAACGAAAGGCAGCCGUGUUCGCGUAUCCCUCAGCCUCCCUGCGGCCAGCUCCACCUCAGUGCUGGCGUUCGGCGCUGCACUAGGCACGCCGAACAGCUCAGAGAAGACGAACUCGCCGUCGGAGGAGGGGACUCUGGGAAUGUCGAUGAGAAGCCACCACAGCUUUUCGCGGCUCGUGCCCCCAAUGCACGCCUCGUCAAACCCCACGCGCUGGCAUCACAACCCGUACCUGGCCACAUGGCCCAAGACGGAUGCUCCACAUGAGUGUAUCAGCAGGAGCAGCACCUUCAGGUGUCACCCCGAUGGCUUCUACGCACGGCCGAUCGCGCGCGCGGCGUGA
This is a messenger RNA of Leishmania braziliensis MHOM/BR/75/M2904, 1776 nucleotides long. RefSeq lists its product as hypothetical. The coding region runs from base 1 to 1776 and encodes 591 amino acids. Gene Ontology annotation, molecular function: metal ion binding. The transcript has a single exon. The record is from RefSeq and is a predicted model, not a curated record. NCBI's taxonomy places the organism in Eukaryota, Euglenozoa, Kinetoplastea, Trypanosomatida, Trypanosomatidae.